ACGUCGCGCCGUACCACCCACGAACUCCCAUAAGUAUCGCGCGAGGUACCGGCCGGGUAUGCACCAUAAAUCGGGAUUUUAUCCCACAGACUGCCGGACUCGUGGCACGAUCGCACGAUUGCGUAACAUUAAAUUAGUCCCUGGAUUCGAUUCCGGGCGAUUGCGAGGUCUCGAGGUCUAUUCUCGACCGCAAUAAAAUCGGACUCGCGAUAUAAGGAUGAUUUGAUUCAAAAAGAUCUUUAUGUGAUAUAAGAAAUCUGAAGAAUCUAUGAAACCGAGAUACGAAUUUGUUUUUUUUUCUUUCUUUUGCAGGAGUCGCGUGGGGUCGCCGACGAUGUCAGCGACUGUCGCCGGCAACCAGCAGCAACAUCACCCUCAUCAGGAAUGGGACAUAAACGAUUCGAACGUUCCGAGGGUAAGUUUUCCCGUCUCGCGCCGCGACGAGACGAGAUACCGAUUUUUCCAGCACGACGCUUAUGAAAUCCCUCGAAAGGGAUUUAAGUCGCGUCUCAAGGAUAGAAUUUUGCUUCAGGUAGUGGAAUAUGAUCCCUGGUGCGAAUGGGCGGACGGACACGUGAGGAGAGUCUACGGGCCGGAUUGCGAGGAAGCGAGGAGGCAUGCCUCCGGUUGGGCGAUGAGGAACACCAACAAUCACAAUGUGAGCAUUUUGAAGAAGAGUUGCCUGGGCGUUCUCGUGUGCUCGCAGGAGUGCAUACUGCCUGGCGGUGGUAGGGUUCACCUCCGACCGGCGAUCUGCGAUAAGGCGAGAAAGAAGCAGCAGGGCAAACCGUGCCCCAAUAGACAAUGCACCGGUCGCCUGGAGAUAUUGUCCUGUCGCGGUCAUUGCGGUUAUCCCGUGACGCACUUUUGGCGGCACACGGAGCACGCGAUUUUCUUCCAGGCCAAGGGCCAGCACGAUCACCCGCGGCCGGAAGCGAAGUCUACGUCGGAGGCGCGAAGAAGCGUGGGCGCCGGCAGGCGGGUCAGAGGGCUGGCGGUGCUUUUAGCGAGAGAGGCCGCCCUGGGCUCCAAGUUGAUGUCACUGAGAGGAACCAAGAGACCAAGCGCAGACACGCUCGAGCAACCGUCGAGAACGACACAGCCACCUCCAUUGAUCUCCGAUAAAGGAUAUUCAUGUUCGUGUCCGCCCUUCGAAUGUAUGUGCUCACUGCAGACAAACGUACCAUCGUAUUCACAGUCUCAUCAUCAUCAAACGACGAUAUAUCCCCAACAGCUACCACCUACGGAUGGACCUUAUUGGCUACAGGACGUUCCACCGCAGGAAAAUACUGCCGGCUAUUGUUUGCCAAAUCAAAUUCCUCAGGAGGCGUCUUACGGCGACUUUCCACCCUUCACGGGUGACCUCUUUCAACCGGAAGAGAUUUUUCAACUGGAUCAACCUUUGAGGCCAGAUUUCUCUGCAAAUCCACAAGACGUGGCUCGCUCGCCACCGACGUUGCUCGAUCUCGGCAGCGGCACGAUCAAAUAUGAGAUGAAACAACAAAGCCAAGAUCAAAGUUACUGGAAUCAAUUCCUUAGCGAAGACUCCAGCAGUAGUCAUUUGAGUCUGCCUCAGGACGAAAGGCUCCAUUUCGCCAGCUUUGAACCCGAAAAGAUUUCCAAUGGCUUCUCUUCCAGAAGGACGAUGCAUCCUUAUGUCCAAGAAAAAAAUCAGAAUCAGCCAGCGAACGACGUGCUGAGCUACCAGAAUUAUCCCCGAUCGCAGAGUCAGAAGGGUUUUAUCGAGGGAAGCGUGAAGGACGAACACGAGCAGUCCUAUUGGCCUCAGGACAAUCAACAAGACAACAGAUUACACUUGGAGAACUUCGAGGUCAAGGAAGAGGAUCUUUUGCCCUCGCGUAGAGAAGUCGAAUGCUAUAAAAACAGCUGCCAGCCCCCGAUGGUGAGCAGAACGGAAUACGGUCUCUACCAGAGACCCAAGAAUGAGGAUCUUCAAGAGGCAGCGCGACGCAACUGCAGUCCCGAGAACAAACCGUAUCCCUUCGACGGUUAUCACCAGAUGUUCGAGCAUGGCGACAUUAAGAAUCAGCCGCACAAUCGCGUCGUUCACCAGAACUCGACGCGGACCAAUCUGGACGAGAGGCUCCAGGGCGGUUACGGUAAUCAGGAAACGCCGGAAACCGCGGAGAGGCUGUUCCACAACUCCGGCGUGGCGGAAACGUCGAUUCAAUCCCGGAACAGUCCCGAAUCCUUCUUCUAUCCCAACAACGAACGUUGCCAUUAUACCUGCGAGAUUCUGGAGCGGGUGCCGCAGGUGAUGAGCACCGGGCCGGUACACGGGACCGUCAACAACUACGGCGAUCCGGCCGCUAACGAUCUGGAUCUGCCGCCUUUCGUCGAUUACACGCUAGUCGGGAUGCUGUGCAGCUCCGCGGACGAGGAGACGUCGAACUUGCUGCCGGGUUGCCCCCAGGACUCGCACAGCUACAUUCCUCACCAUUAGAGAAACAUUCCCACCGCCGCUCUACUCAUUUGUAUUAUAUAAAUAAAUAUAAGAUAGUGUUGCACUUUCUCUCCAAAUCGACGGACUUGUUCAUUUAUUUGUAAUCAAUUCAUUAAUUUUAAACACAAAA
Pogonomyrmex barbatus (red harvester ant) is the source of this 2594-nucleotide messenger RNA. RefSeq lists its product as uncharacterized. Gene Ontology annotation, cellular component: nucleus. Lineage: Eukaryota; Metazoa; Arthropoda; Insecta; Hymenoptera; Formicidae. Gene Ontology annotation, biological process: gliogenesis; regulation of transcription by RNA polymerase II. Gene Ontology annotation, molecular function: DNA-binding transcription activator activity, RNA polymerase II-specific; RNA polymerase II cis-regulatory region sequence-specific DNA binding. The record is from RefSeq and is a predicted model, not a curated record.